AUGAGGGUUACGGUAACGACGCUGACUGACUACAUUUUCACCCUGGACGUGUCGGAAGACUUGGAAUUGGAAAACUUCAAGGCGUUCUGCGAAGUGGAGUCGGGGUUCGCGGCUCCUGAAAUAAUGAUCGUGUUCAAUGGGCAGCCUUUGCUCGACAAUAAAAAGUCUCUAAAGGACUUCGGAGUGAAAGAUGGGGACGUGGUGGUCCUACAAAGAAUGCUUGCCCCUCAUCCGUCCGCUUCGAGUGGAUCGUCAGGCCAAGGUUCCGACUGCAAUUACCAUGGGUCGCAGUGUUCGUGACGAAGUUUUUCUCUUUCAGGGUUGUCCGGUUUGGACUUCAGCUCAAUCCGCGUGCCCGGCACACCUGGAUCUUCGAGCGCUGCCCCGGGCGCGAAUCGCUCAUCACUUCAGCAGCAGAACCCCUUAACAGUUGGUGCAGAGGAUGAUCCCACAGUUAUCAAAGACAUGUUGCUCGCCAACCCGGACCAGCUCGCUCUGCUGAAGCAGAACAACCCGAAAUUAGCAGAGGCGCUGUUGUCUGGCAAUCUAGAGACCUUCACUAAAGUACUUCGAGAACAAAUUCAAGCUCGGGCUGAUCGGCAAAUGCAAAGAGUCCGCAUGAUGCAGGCUGAUCCAUUUGAUACAGAAGCACAACGGAUGAUUGCCGAAGAAAUUCGACAGAAGAACAUCGAAGCGAAUAUGGAAGCUGCAAUGGAAUAUAACCCAGAAACGUUUGGCACAGUUGUUAUGUUGUACAUAAAUUGUAAAGUGAACGGAGUACCUGUGAAAGCAUUUAUUGAUUCUGGAGCACAGACGACAAUAAUGAGCGCAUCUUGCGCAGAAAAGUGUAACAUAAAUAGAUUAGUAGAUACAAGAUGGGCAGGUGUGGCUAAAGGGGUUGGAGUGCAGAAGAUUAUCGGGCGAAUCCAUAUGGUGCAAAUACAAAUCGAAAAUGAUUUCCUAACGUCGAGUUUUUCAGUUUUAGAAGAACAACCUAUGGAUAUGCUACUAGGUCUAGACAUGCUCAAACGACAUCAGUGCAACAUUGAUCUCCAACGAAAUGUUUUGAAAAUUGGGACUACUGGGACAGAAACUCAUUUUUUACCCGAAAGUGAAUUGCCUGAUUGUGCUCGUUUAACAGGCAGCCCAUCUGAAGAGCUUCAGGCACUGGGAGAAUCAGCCAAAUUAGCUGAAGAUCUAGCAAUUAAAGAAGCAAUAGAGAGGAGUAGAAGAGAACAAGCUGGAGGAUCAACGUCAGGAGCCGGUCCGUCGACUAAUAAUUCUAAUAAUUCAAAAACCACCAUUCAACCUUCGGAUAAAUUCACAGAAGCGGAUGUAAACGAUAUAGUAAAACUUGGAUUUUCUCGAGAACAGGCUAUAGCUGAACUUAGAAAUUUCAAUGGAAACAAAACGCAAGCAACCGCAGCACUUUUUGCAAAAUCAUUGAAGUUUUAAUAGGAUAAAUUCUACAAGAACUGUACAUAGUACCUCAUUUUCGCAUUUUUGCAUUACACAUUUUAUUGGCAUUCUAAGAGACACUCAUCUACAAUUGCAAUAAUUUUCUCCUAUGUUGAUUGAUAAUACUGAAGUUAGUAAAAUCAUUUUUUCGUACUUAUUUGGUCUUAUUGGGGUAGUUUUCAUCAAAGUUUUAUAUUGGAAUUAGGUUCAAAAUAGAAGUAAUGCAUGUUUCGCUUUUCAUUUUAGUUUAAUACCAUAUGAACGCUGGAAGCUAUAUAUUACAAGUUAUUUUGUACUGGCAUUUGAAGGUAUUCGAAAUAUAACAACUUUUGAAAGAACAAAAAUGA
Messenger RNA from Hermetia illucens (black soldier fly), 1805 nucleotides. RefSeq names its product protein DDI1 homolog 2 (gene rngo). The record is from RefSeq and is a predicted model, not a curated record. Gene Ontology annotation, biological process: proteolysis. The transcript has 6 exons. Gene Ontology annotation, molecular function: protein binding; aspartic-type endopeptidase activity. NCBI's taxonomy places the organism in Eukaryota, Metazoa, Arthropoda, Insecta, Diptera, Stratiomyidae.